Messenger RNA from Drosophila eugracilis, 1004 nucleotides. RefSeq names its product low molecular weight phosphotyrosine protein phosphatase. Lineage: Eukaryota; Metazoa; Arthropoda; Insecta; Diptera; Drosophilidae. The transcript is spliced from 4 exons. The record is from RefSeq and is a predicted model, not a curated record. The coding region runs from base 139 to 888 and encodes 249 amino acids. Gene Ontology annotation, molecular function: protein tyrosine phosphatase activity. Gene Ontology annotation, biological process: protein dephosphorylation.
GUCAUUUCGGAACCCCGACAUGUAGUUGUGGCAAUUUUAGGACUCAGUUAAGUAUAACCCUAGUCUGGAAAAGAAACUAGAAAAAAUUGUUUAAAUUAUUGUUGAAAGUAGAAAAGCUAAACUAAAUAAAAAGCGAAAAUGGUGUUCAAGAAGUUGCUGUUCGUGUGCAUGGGCAACUCAUGCAGUUCUCCCAUGGCCGAGGUGAUUAUGCAGAAUCUAAUGGUCAAGACGAGCCUCUAUUGGGAGGUGGAUAGUGCCGGGCUGAGGACAUGGAACAUUGGACGCAGGCCACACAAACGGUGUCUGCAAAUACUACGCGAACACGGACUGCGAUCCGAUCACUUUUGUCGACAGUUCACUGCGAAUGAUUUUCGGUACUUUGAUUACAUUGUUGCCAUGGAUGAGGCUGUCUAUAGAGAACUUUUAUUCUGGGACAGGGAGAACCGUGGUGGGGACUGUGAAGUUCUACUUCUGAGUUCGUUUGGCAAAAAUGGUCUACCAUCUUAUAUAGACAGCCUGUCACCGACUCAGAAGCUUAAGAAUUUCCGGUCGGCCUAUUACCGUAUAAAGGAGUGCUGCAAGCACCUCAUCCUCAGCCAAAAGGUGGACAUUGUGAAAUAUGAAUUGCCCAGCACUGAGGAUGAAGACUUCUACUACGCCAACAAAGAGAAGGAAUCGCUGGGUGGAGCUGAAAAGGAUUACUCUCCAAUAGAGGAAAAUAGCAAGCACAGCGGUAUGUUUCUUCUGCCCAUGGAUAUCAGAUCCUCUGGCGGACUGACCUCGGCGACCGACCCAUCCUGCACGAAUGCAUCGAUGAACCACUGCACGCAGGGCCCACAACGAAAAUUAUGCCAGAAGUGUGGACAAAAAUUUCUGGCAGCUCUUUAAGCUUGAGGGUUCCGAACUGUAACCAAAUCAUAAACACGUUUAAAUCUUGCCCAAUAACUAUGUUGCGUAUGAAAAUGUUUGUCGGUGGCAAAAAUUAAACUGACUUUUAUCUGGCA